Messenger RNA from Marmota flaviventris (yellow-bellied marmot), 363 nucleotides. NCBI's taxonomy places the organism in Eukaryota, Metazoa, Chordata, Mammalia, Rodentia, Sciuridae. The record is from RefSeq and is a predicted model, not a curated record.
AUGGUUCAGCAUUUGACAUACUGUCAUAGGCUUUCCUGUAACACAGCCUCUAAAAAAACUAGGCUGUCUCAAACCCCUGGCAAUAGAAUUGUUUACCUUUAUACAAAUAAGGUUGGGAAAGCACCAAAAUCUGCGUGUGGUAUGUGCCCAGGCAGACUUAAAGUGGUUCAUGUUGUGAGACCUAAAGUUCUUAUGAGAUUAUGUAAAACAACAACGAAAAAAAAAAAACAGGUCAUCAGGACCUAUGGUGGUUUCACGUGUGCUAAAUGUGUUUAUAACAGGAUCAAGCGUGCUUUCCUUAUUGAGGAACAGAAAAUCGUGAAAGUGUUGGAGGCACAAGCACAGAGUCAGACAGCUAAAUAA